Microtus ochrogaster (prairie vole) is the source of this 2003-nucleotide messenger RNA. RefSeq names its product G protein subunit alpha 15 (gene Gna15). Gene Ontology annotation, biological process: adenylate cyclase-modulating G protein-coupled receptor signaling pathway; phospholipase C-activating dopamine receptor signaling pathway. Lineage: Eukaryota; Metazoa; Chordata; Mammalia; Rodentia; Cricetidae. Gene Ontology annotation, molecular function: G-protein beta/gamma-subunit complex binding; G protein-coupled receptor binding; GTPase activity. The record is from RefSeq and is a predicted model, not a curated record. Gene Ontology annotation, cellular component: cytoplasm; heterotrimeric G-protein complex.
AGGCCUUGCCGGGGCUCCCACGGGCCCUAGGCAAAGACAUUGGGGGUCCCUGGAGUGACUCCCACGUCCACGCCACCCUCUGCGGCUGUGUGGGCCCCGAGGGGCAAUGUCACCUGGUGGCUGGUGAGUGGCUCGCCAUGGCCCGGUCCUUGACCCGGGGCUGCUGUCCCUGGUGUCUGACUGACGAGGAGAAGACAGCUGCCAGAAUCGACCAAGAGAUCAACAAGAUUUUAUUGGAACAGAAAAAACAGGAACGCGGGGAACUGAAACUCCUGCUGCUGGGACCUGGGGAGAGCGGGAAGAGCACCUUCAUCAAGCAGAUGCGCAUCAUCCAUGGUGCCGGUUACUCAGAGGAUGACCGCAGGGCCUUCCGGCCGCUCGUCUACCAGAACAUCUUCGUCUCCAUGCAGGCCAUGAUCGAUGCCAUGGACCGGCUACAGAUCCCCUACAGCAGGCCUGACAGCAAGCAGCACGCCAACCUGGUGAUGACCCAGGACCCCUACAAAGUGACUACUUUUGGGAAGCCAUACGCAGUGGCCAUGCAGUACCUGUGGCGCGAUGCGGGCAUCCGCGCCUGCUACGAGCGCAGGCGUGAAUUCCACCUGCUGGACUCGGCGAUGUACUACCUGUCACGUCUGGAGCGCAUCUCCGAGGACAGCUACAUCCCGACCGCGCAGGACGUGCUGCGCAGUCGCAUGCCCACCACAGGCAUCAAUGAGUAUUGCUUCUCUGUGCAGAAAACCAAGUUGCGCAUCGUGGAUGUUGGUGGCCAGAAGUCAGAGCGUAAGAAAUGGAUCCACUGUUUUGAGAAUGUCAUAGCUCUCAUCUACCUGGCCUCCUUGAGCGAGUAUGACCAGUGCUUGGAGGAGAAUGAUCAGGAGAACCGCAUGAAGGAGAGCCUGGCACUCUUCAGCACUAUUCUAGAGCUGCCCUGGUUCAAGAGCACCUCGGUCAUCCUCUUCCUCAAUAAGACAGACAUCCUGGAGGAGAAGAUCCACACCUCGCACCUGGCCACAUAUUUUCCCAGCUUCCAGGGUCCCCCGCGUGACGCAGAAGCCGCCAAGCGCUUCAUCAUGGACAUGUACGCGCGCGUGUACGCGGGCUGCGCCGAGCCCCACGAUGGCGGCAGAAAGGGGUCCCGUGCGCGCCGUCUCUUUGCACACUUCACCUGCGCCACGGACACGCAGAGCGUCCGCAGCGUGUUCAAGGACGUGCGGGACUCAGUGCUGGCCCGGUACUUGGAUGAGAUCAACCUACUGUGACCAGCCCCGGGCCUCAGUUUACCACCCGGGAUGUCCCGCAGGGCGCGGUCGUGGUGGGGACAGGGCGCCCCCUGGCGGUCGCGCGGGAAACUGCGGGGCGAGGGUUCCCAGUGUCGCUGCUCCCCACGCGGGUCCGGGGCCCAAACGUCUGCAGUUCCUUCCCUCGCCCUCCUUCUAGUUAUUAAGGAAAGGACAGGAGUCGGGCCGUUAAGCCUAGCACUCAGCGGAGGCAGGAGAAUGUCUGCGAGUUCCAGGACCGCCAGGGCUACCUAGUAAAAGACCCUGUGUCAAAGACCCUGUGUCAAAACCAAACAAGACUAGACAGAACCAGUCUGGGGGCCUGUGACUUCCCAGGGUCCCUGUCCACGUCCUCCCAUACGGUCCUCGCCCUGGGGUUAGGGAGUGGGUGGGGGAAGAGCAGAAGUUCUGCUUGCUGUCUACUGACUUGUACUGAGGUAGGCGCCAGCCAAAGACCGUUAUCCACAGCUGUGAGGAGCCCUCCGUCCCCAAACCCCAGCCCAGACACUACUCAAUGCCACCGCACUCCAGGACCUCUGACGAAAGGGGAAACUGGGGUCCGAGAUGCCUCAGCUGGAGAAGACGCUUGCGGCCAAGUCUGACAACCGGAGUUCGGUCCCCGACCCCGCUCGAUGGACACAGGGACGGAGGCGCAGAGCUGUCCCCCAGCCCCGCCGGCGUCCAUGGUAGGGACACAUCCACCCACACAAAGAAAUAAAUGUA